GGGCGUCCUUCAGCCCCGAGAUGAACCACUGACUCCUAUCCGCUGGGUUUGUUUGUACACUCAUAUCUGUCUGGGACUUAUUCAUCCGACGAGAAAGAGCCUCUCUCUGUAUCUGCUGCUCCAACACAUCGACGAUCCAUCCGUCGGUGAGAGCAGGAGGAGAAAAGGCUGAGAGAGAGAGAGAGAGAGAGAGAGAGAGAGAGAGUCACAGCGACACGAAGAGCAGACAUGAUGGGAUCUACCAGGCGCUCAUAGAUCCCCCACCUGCCUCGCCUGCUCAUCAUGCCUGACCCUAUGCUCUCGUAGAAGCUUUCUAAAAUAAAUGGAUGGCAAAAAAACUUGUGUUAAUGGAGGGGCCUCCGCCCUUGGGCGUAGACAAAGCACUUUCUUAUGCAGGAGGCUAACCGUUCAUUCUGAAGGUGCAGGAUGAAAAGAUGGCACAGCUGCUUGUACCGCCAGGACCAGACAGCUUCCUCCCGUUUUGUCGUGAGUCUCUCAUUGCCAUCGAGAAGCGGAUUGCUGAAGAGAAGGCCAAGAGGCCCAAAGCGGAGCGGCGCGAUGAGGACGACGAAAACGGCCCCAAGCCCAACAGCGACCUGGAGGCAGGGAAGUCCCUGCCCUUUAUUUACGGGGACAUACCAGUUGGCCUGGUUUCUACUCCCUUGGAGGAUCUGGACCCUUAUUACAGCACUGAGAAAACCUUUAUAGUAUUGAACCGUGGGAAGGCAAUCUUCCGCUUUAAUGCCACUCCUGCCUUGUACAUCUUAAGUCCCUUCAACCCUAUUAGGAGAUUAUCAAUUAAGGUUUUGGUACAUUCGUUGUUCAGCUUUGUAAUCAUGUGCACUAUCUUGACCAACUGUGCGUUUAUGACAUUGAGUAACCCCCCGGACUGGGCAAAGAAUGUAGAGUACACAUUCACUGGAAUUUACACAUUUGAAUCUCUCAUAAAAAUUCUUGCAAGAGGCUUCUGUGUGGGGAAGUUUACCUUCCUGCGAGACCCAUGGAACUGGCUGGAUUUCAGUGUUAUCCUCAUGGCGUAUGUAACAGAGUUUGUAAACCUAGGCAAUGUCUCAGCUCUCCGCACUUUCAGAGUACUGAGAGCUUUGAAAACUAUUUCAGUAAUCCCAGGCCUGAAGACCAUCGUGGGUGCCCUGAUCCAGUCAGUGAAGAAGCUAUCAGACGUCAUGAUUCUCACCGUCUUCUGUCUGAGUGUCUUUGCACUAAUAGGGCUGCAGCUCUUUAUGGGUAAUUUAAGGCACAAAUGUGUAAAGACAUGGAAUGGGACAAAUUUCAACCAGACCCAAUUCAACUGGACAGAGUAUGUCAACGAUGAAAGUAACUACUAUUUCUUACCAAAUCGAAGAGACGCACUUCUUUGCGGGAAUGGAUCUGAUGCUGGGCAGUGCCCAGAGGGGUUCCUUUGCAUGAAAGCUGGCCGUAACCCAGACUAUGGAUACACCAGUUUUGAUACCUUCAGCUGGGCUUUCCUGUCACUUUUUAGACUGAUGACUCAAGAUUUCUGGGAGAAUCUCUACCAACAGACCCUGAGGGCUGCUGGGAAGACCUACAUGAUAUUCUUUGUGCUGGUGAUCUUCCUGGGCUCCUUCUACCUGGUGAACCUGAUCCUGGCUGUGGUGGCCAUGGCGUACGAUGAGCAGAACCAGGCCACAAUGGAAGAGGCACAGCAGAAGGAGGAGGAGUUCCAGGCAAUGCUGGAGCAGCUCAAGAGGCAGCAGGAGGAGGCACAGGCCGCUGCAGCAGCAGCCGCCACUGAGAGCGGAGAGUCCAGCGGAAAGGGGGGCCCUACUGAGACCUCAUCCGAGGCAUCCAAACUCAGUUCUAAGAGUGCCAAGGAGAGGCGCAACCGCCGCAAAAAGAGGAGACAGCGGGAGGAGGGCGAUGAUGACAGAGCAGACAACGAGAAGUUUCACAAGUCUGAGUCAGAGGACAGCAUCAAGAGAACAGGCUUCCGCUUUUCCAUUGAUGGCAACAGAUUGUCAUAUGAGAAGAGACACUCAUCCCCACACCAGUCACUUCUCAGCGUUCGGGGAUCCCUGUUCUCACCCCGCCGGAACAGCCGCGCCAGCCUGUUCAGCUUCAGAGGCCGAGCACGGGACGUGGGCUCGGAGAAUGACUUCGCCGACGAUGAGCACAGCACACUGGAGGACAGCGAGAGCCGACGAGGCUCGCUCUUCGUGCCACGCCGUGUAGAGCGCCGCAGCAGCAACAUUAGUCAGAGCAGCGUGUCUUCACGGGUCCUGCUACCAGCCAAUGGCAAGAUGCACUGCACCGUGGACUGCAACGGGGUGGUCUCCCUGGUGGGUGGAGCCUCAGUGCCGACGUCGCCUGCUGGACUCCUCCUGCCCGAGGUGACUGUAGAUAAGGCCACUACUGAAGACAAUGGCACCACCACUGAGACGGAAAUUCAAAAGAAGAAGAGGUCUAGCUCUCACCAGACCUCCAUGGAGUUUUUAGAAGACCCAGUUGCAAGACAGCGAGCCCUGAGUGUUGCCAGUAUUUUGACAAACACAAUGGAGGAGCUUGAGGAGUCCCGUCAAAAAUGUCCACCGUGUUGGUACAAAUUUGCGAACAUUUUUCUCAUUUGGGACUGCUGUCCACUGUGGCUAAAGAUCAAGGAGAUUGUCAGUCUGAUUGUGAUGGACCCAUUUGUUGACCUGGCCAUCACCAUCUGCAUUGUCCUGAACACAUUAUUUAUGGCAAUGGAGCAUUAUCCCAUGACCAAGGACUUUAACAAUGUCCUCUCUGUGGGAAAUUUGGUCUUUACAGGUAUCUUUACUGCGGAAAUGGUUUUCAAAAUCAUUGCUUUGGAUCCAUACUACUAUUUUCAAGAAGGCUGGAACAUAUUUGAUGGCAUUAUCGUCAGCCUGAGUUUGAUGGAGCUUGGUCUGGCCAAUGUGGAAGGACUGUCCGUUCUUAGGUCAUUCCGAUUGCUUAGGGUAUUCAAGCUGGCCAAGUCCUGGCCCACACUAAAUAUGCUCAUCAAGAUCAUCGGCAACUCUGUGGGUGCCCUGGGCAACCUGACCCUGGUGCUGGCAAUCAUUGUUUUCAUCUUCGCUGUGGUGGGCAUGCAGCUCUUUGGCAAGAACUACCGCGACUGCGUGUGCAAGAUCUCAGAGGACUGCACGUUACCCCGCUGGCACAUGUUUGACUUCUUCCACUCUUUCCUCAUCGUAUUCCGUGUGCUGUGUGGCGAGUGGAUCGAGACCAUGUGGGACUGCAUGGAGGUGUCCGGGCAGACUAUGUGCCUCAUCGUUUUCAUGAUGGUCAUGGUCAUCGGGAAUCUGGUGGUACUGAAUCUCUUCCUGGCCCUGCUGCUCAGCUCAUUCAGCGCUGACAACCUGGCGGCAACAGAUGACGAUAGUGAGAUGAACAAUCUGCAGAUCGCUGUGGGUCGCAUCCACCGUGGCAUCGACUUUGUCAAAGCCACACUGCGACAGUUCUUCCAGAGCUUGUGCGUGGGGAAGAACCAGAGGGCCCUGGAUGAAGUGAAGGCCCUAGAGGAGCUCCAUAGCAAGGGGGAGAACUGCAUCUCUAACCACACUGCUGUGGAUUUCAACCGGGAGCCCGAAUACUUGAAGGAGGGCAAUGGUACUGCCAGCGGGCUGGGCAGUGGCAUGGGAAAGUACAUGAUCGAUGACAGUGAUUACAUGUCCUUCAUACACAACCCCAGCCUCACCGUCACAGUGCCCAUUGCUGUUGGCGAGUCUGACUUUGAGAACCUCAACACUGAGGACUUCAGCAGUGAGUCGUCGGACAUAGAGGGCAGCAAGGAGAAACUGGCCGACCCCCAGCUCAGCUCCUCAGAGGGCAGCACAGUGGACAUCAGGCCCCCAGGCGAGGGCGGAGAAUCUGUGGAAAUGGAGCCAGAAGAGUCAAUGGACCCAGAGGCCUGCUUCACUGAAGGCUGUGUGCGCAAGUUCCAGUGCUGCCAAGUCAGCUUAGAGGACACCAAGUGGAAAAUAUGGUGGACACUGAGGAAGACGUGCUAUAGGAUUGUGGAACACAACUGGUUUGAGACCUUCAUCAUUUUUAUGAUCCUUCUCAGCAGUGGAGCUCUGGCAUUUGAAGACAUCUACAUUGAGCAGAGAAAGACCAUAAAGACCAUGCUGGAGUAUGCAGACAAAGUCUUCACCUAUAUCUUCAUACUGGAGAUGUUGCUGAAAUGGGUGGCUUAUGGAUUUGUGAAAUAUUUCACCAAUGCCUGGUGUUGGCUGGACUUUCUGAUUGUUGAUGUGUCCCUGGUGAGCCUGGUGGCCAACGCUCUGGGCUACUCAGAGCUGACCGCCAUCAAAUCCCUUAGGACACUGAGAGCACUGAGGCCCCUGAGAGCACUCUCACGGUUUGAGGGAAUGAGGGUGGUUGUCAAUGCUCUCCUUGGGGCAAUACCCUCCAUCAUGAACGUGCUUCUGGUCUGCCUCAUCUUCUGGCUCAUCUUCAGCAUCAUGGGUGUCAACCUGUUCGCAGGGAAGUUUUACCACUGCGUCAACACCACUACAGAUGACAUGUUCAGCAUAGACAUUGUCAACAACAUGACACAGUGCCUGGCUCUGGGGGACAGGGCACGCUGGAAGAAUGUGAAGAUCAACUUUGACAACGUGGGAGCAGGUUACCUUGCAUUGCUCCAAGUGGCAACAUUCAAAGGUUGGAUGGACAUCAUGUACGCAGCUGUGGAUUCUCGCGAUGUGGAGGAUCAACCAGUUUAUGAAGAGAACCUCUACAUGUAUUUGUACUUUGUCAUAUUUAUCAUAUUUGGGUCAUUCUUCACUUUGAAUCUCUUCAUUGGUGUCAUAAUUGACAACUUCAACCAGCAAAAGAAAAAGUUAGGAGGUCAGGACAUCUUCAUGACUGAGGAACAGAAGAAGUACUACAAUGCCAUGAAGAAACUUGGAUCCAAGAAGCCCCAGAAGCCAAUUCCGCGACCAGCGAACAAGUUCCAAGGAUGUGUCUUUGACAUUAUUACAAAGCAGGCCUUCGACAUUGUCAUUAUGAUUCUUAUUUGCCUUAACAUGGUCACCAUGAUGGUGGAGACAGAUGACCAGACAAAGGAAAUGGACAACAUUCUUUACUGGAUUAAUCUGGUCUUUAUUGUGCUCUUCACUGGAGAAUGUGUGCUGAAGAUGAUCUCACUUCGCCAUUAUUACUUCACAGUUGGUUGGAAUGUAUUUGAUUUUGUUGUUGUCAUCCUUUCAAUAGUUGGAAUGUUUCUUUCAGAGCUCAUUGAAAAGUACUUUGUGUCACCAACCUUAUUCCGAGUCAUUCGACUAGCCAGAAUCGGUCGCAUUCUGCGCCUCAUAAAGGGUGCCAAGGGAAUCCGUACACUUUUGUUUGCCUUGAUGAUGUCACUUCCUGCCUUGUUCAACAUCGGUCUUCUGCUGUUUUUAGUCAUGUUUAUUUACGCCAUUUUUGGCAUGUCCAAUUUUGCCUAUGUUAAAAAGGAGGCUGGAAUCGAUGACAUGUUCAACUUCGAGACAUUUGGCAACAGCAUGAUCUGCCUGUUCCAGAUAACCACGUCGGCAGGUUGGGACGGCCUGUUGGCCCCCAUCCUCAACAAGAGAGAGCCUGACUGCGACAGUGAAGUGGAGCACCCUGGCAGCUCUUAUAAGGGCAACUGCGGGAAUCCGUCGGUGGCCAUCUUCUUUUUUGUCAGCUACAUCAUCAUUUGCUUCUUGAUUGUGGUGAACAUGUACAUUGCUGUCAUCCUGGAGAACUUCAGCGUGGCCACGGAGGAGAGCGCGGAGCCCUUAAGUGAGGAUGACUUUGAGAUGUUCUACGAGGUGUGGGAGAAAUUUGACCCAGACGCUACCCAGUUUGUGGAGUAUGACAAGCUGUCCAGCUUUGCCGAUGCCCUAGACCCCCCGUUGCGCAUACCAAAGCCUAACAAGAUUCAGCUGAUUGCCAUGGACCUACCAAUGGUGAGUGGGGACCGCAUCCACUGCCUGGACAUUCUGUUUGCCUUUACCAAACGAGUACUGGGUGAAGGUGGCGAGAUGGACGCGCUCCGAGGGCAAAUGGAGGAACGCUUCAUGGCCUCCAACCCAUCCAAGGUGUCCUACGAGCCCAUCACUACCACGCUCCGCCGUAAACAGGAGGAAAUGUCUGCCAUCGUCAUCCAGAGAGCCUUCAGACGCUAUCUCAUCAAGCGAACUGUUAAGAAAGCUUCCAAAAUGUAUAAAGAAAAUAUCAGCGAUGGGGGGAAGCUGCUGGACAAGGAAGUCCUGGUCAUAGACAAACUGAACGAAAACUCCACGUCAGACAAAACCGAUGUGACCCCUUCGACAGCCUCUCCACCCUCGUACAACAGCGUCACAAAGCCAGACAAAAACAAAUACGAGAAAGACAAGCGUGAGAAAGAGGACAAAGACAAAGAUAACAGAGAGAACAGAAAAUAGAAUGACGAGGAGAAAGGACAAACUGAAACCUAGACAUUCCAUUUAUGUGACAAAUUGUUUACAGCCUUGGAAGGUGACCUCUUUGUGUCAAUGGGACUCCUUUUCUGAUGUGGAGAGCUAUGCCAAACUGACAGCGCUUACAUAAGUCUACAUGUAAGGCCAGUGCCUGAAACGAGGCAGUGACCCUUGUCAGGAGACUGAGGUGAAAUGGGAAAGAGGAGUCACGGUCUUGGGCGGAGGGGUCGCCAUUUUUUCUGCGAGCCACGCAGCUUGGAGCAAGUGAAAAUGGCGACUCCUGUAGGAGGCCUGCGUAGGUACAAACAUCCUCUUUUGCUUUUUCGGUUUUGUUACGAUCUCAGACACUUUAGUAGACUUCAGUGUUUAGUAUUUUGUAGCUAGUACUGCUACUGCUACAUCCAGUGUCUUGCAUUACAAUUGCCAUAUUAUUUACUUAUUUUUGUUACAAAAUUUUGUUUUAUAUAUGUUUUUUUUAAUUCAUAGGUUGAAUGUGUAAAUUUUGUGAAUGGGUUUCCUCUGUAAACAGGGAGGGGGUUAAUGUACCAUUUAAAAACAGGAUCAGAAAUAACUAUGGCAUCGACAUCAACAACGAUUUGCUGACAUUGGAACAUUGAAAUGUAAGCUGCUUUUUCUUUUUUUCUUUUUUUUUUUUUUGCAUGGAAGCAUGCGCAGUCAUUGUCAUGCAUGAAGGAUCAUUUGCAAAAAUGAGUUAUUUUUGUCCUGUGUUUCAGGGUGGCUCUCAAUAUUUGAGGUGCUUAUGAACCAUCUCUGGUGAAUCUAGAUUUUUAUGUGCCUAUUUUUAUCCCCCGUGAGAACAGCUCUACAUAUUAAGUAACCUUUAACCCAAACAAUUCUUUGAUUUCAGAGCAACGACCCCUGUACACACAUUCUACUACUUCCCCGCCACCACCACCCCCUCCAGAGAGAGUCAGGCAGAUUUCCAUUAUUUUAUUCUUCACAGACUUUGUACAGGACAUCGAGGAAUUCAGUGGCUUUUUAUUUCACUAUACAUCUGUUUGCUCAAAUUUCAGUAUUCUUUAGCCAUCUCUGUCUCUGUCAGACGUAGAUGUAGAGAUGGAGCUCAUAGAAAUCAGUCUGCGCUGUAUAUAGCUCUGUUCUUUAUGAUCUUUUGUUUGAGCAAACAGAUAUUUUUUGACACAGUGUAAUUGUGUCAGAUAUGUUCCUCCUUGUGUCGUCCGCCAGCUUUAUGGGGGAAAGGCCCUGUAUUCUGUGUCCCGUUGUGGAUCUUGUGGUGGCGCUCUCUGAUACAUGUCUCUAUGGCCUGCUGCACGUUAGAACUACAGGCAAAAGGGGAGGUGGUUUAAGAAACCCUCUUUUCUCCAUGCCAUUGCACAGAACCUCUAUUUGCUUCUGAUCUCAAACGUGUCCCCUUAAUUCCCUUUCCUUCCGUCAGCAAGGAUACAAUGAAAAUGCCCAGUGUUGUCUUCUGUAUGGGGAGUGAACAUGAUGCAUCCCACACCAGCUUUGAGAAAUUUUAGUGAUUUGAUGUCACUCUGUGUCCAUUGAACCACUGUAAAAUAUCACUAUACUUUUUGUAAAUAACACACUGUAAAAUCACAACUGCACUGCAACAUUGCAACCUUCGUAAUUAGGGUCCAUCGCACAGUUGUCCUCACAUAACCCCUAAUGAACGACCUGUGGAGAAGUUGAUUCACCUUUGGUUUAUUGUACACUGUUUUUGUAGGUCGGGGCUGCAGCAAUAAGAAAGUAGAGGGCAAUAGAUGAAGAGGUGUGAUGCAGAGACAUUGGCUUACUGCGCUUGUGUCAGGAAUAGUGUCCUCAAACACAGGCCUAUUUUCUGCAGCUUUUACAUUUCCUAUUUAUUUGUUUUUCAAAGGUACAUGAGAAAACGAUCUGCAAUUUUUGUCUCACAAGAGAACUGUAAUGAGCAUGUAAAUAUAUAUAUAUAUAUAUUUAUAUAUGUAUAUUUACAUAUAUAUCUGUAUGUAUGUACACAAUGCUUUAAUUUCAUUACGUUCAAUAGCUACCAUAAUUACUAUGCUUGUAGUGUAUCAGUAGACUGCAUGCAGGAUAUUGCUAUUAGCCCAUAAAUCUCAUUAAAAAGCCAAAAGAAUAAAGACUGCAUUUUUAUCGUACCUCAGGUAUGUCUGUAAAAUGUCUUUAUAUAUCUUUCCUCUAGUAAUCUGAACACUGUCCACCACCUGUAACUCAUACAGCAAUAUUUGUUUUAAUUGUAGCACAUUUUCUUUCUCCGCAGUGGUCUUUGCCAUUCAUGUAGAACAACAUUUACUUUAAAUGCAUAACAUACACGUUCACAAUUUUUUUUAAAGAU
Scleropages formosus (Asian bonytongue) is the source of this 8742-nucleotide messenger RNA. Its product is annotated as sodium channel protein type 2 subunit alpha-like. The transcript is spliced from 28 exons. Gene Ontology annotation, cellular component: voltage-gated sodium channel complex; plasma membrane. Gene Ontology annotation, biological process: sodium ion transmembrane transport; neuronal action potential; membrane depolarization during action potential. Lineage: Eukaryota; Metazoa; Chordata; Actinopteri; Osteoglossiformes; Osteoglossidae. The record is from RefSeq and is a predicted model, not a curated record. Gene Ontology annotation, molecular function: voltage-gated sodium channel activity; protein binding. Bases 435 to 6410 code for a protein of 1991 amino acids.